Brassica oleracea var. oleracea is the source of this 773-nucleotide messenger RNA. RefSeq names its product monothiol glutaredoxin-S2-like. The coding region runs from base 151 to 438 and encodes 95 amino acids. NCBI's taxonomy places the organism in Eukaryota, Viridiplantae, Streptophyta, Magnoliopsida, Brassicales, Brassicaceae. The transcript has a single exon. The record is from RefSeq and is a predicted model, not a curated record.
ACAACAAACUCACAAAACCUUGUUCUACGAGUCCAAUCAAGAGUUUUCUUUUCCCUUAAAUCUUGUCUUUCGUUAUUAAACUUGUUUAAACAACGUACAGAAGAAAUCUAAAGAGUUGAUCCUAGUCCUAUUACCACAUAUAAUACAAAAAUGGAGAUGAUAACUAAGAUGGUGUUGGAGAGACCAGUGGUGAUAUACAGCAAAAGCUCAUGUUGUAUGUCUCACACCGUCAAGACUUUGCUCUGCGAUUUUGGAGCGAAUCCAGCGGUUUACGAGCUAGACGAGGUGUCUAGAGGAAGGGAGAUUGAGCAGGCGCUUCUGCGGCUAGGUUGUAGCCCGGCGGUUCCAGCUGUUUUUAUAGGAGGAGAGUUGGUCGGUGGAGCCAACGAGGUCAUGAGUCUACACCUUAACGGAUCCUUAAUCCCUAUAUAUGCUUAAGCAGGCUGGUGCAUUGUGGGUUUGACUUAAUAUAUAACUAACUAGUUUACUUAACCCUAUAAGUUAAGUACGCAGAAUAAUGCUUUUUAAAGUUUUAACACAUCUAUGAUCUUUGAAAUGGUGAUAUGAUGAGCCCACGUCAGAUCAAUAAUCAGGGUGUUGUCUUCUUAUUUUACUUUUUUUACUUUCUUAUUGUACUUUUGAGGUUACUUACUUAACCUUAACACUAAAAUUAUGAAUGGUGACUAAGGAAUGAUUAGGAAUAAUGCAUUCCCUAACAUUCCUAUAAAAAAUCACCAUUCAUAAGGAAUAAUAAUUCUCUCACAUUCCCUCUC